Molecule: messenger RNA, 5590 nt
Organism: Chinchilla lanigera (long-tailed chinchilla)
Lineage: Eukaryota; Metazoa; Chordata; Mammalia; Rodentia; Chinchillidae
Gene: Nlgn2
Product: neuroligin 2
Exons: 8
Coding region: 932-3436 (834 amino acids)
Biological process (GO): chemical synaptic transmission; postsynaptic membrane assembly; neuron cell-cell adhesion
Cellular component (GO): cell surface; synapse; postsynaptic specialization membrane
Molecular function (GO): neurexin family protein binding; signaling receptor activity
Source: RefSeq, a predicted model, not a curated record
GCUGGGAUGGACGCGGGGCGGGCGGGUCCUGGCGAGCGGAGCCAGGAGUCCGGGCCUCCUGGCUGCUGAGCCUUUCCCCAUCCCCUCAUCCCCGUCUUCCCUCCGAGGAGCUGCGCGACCUCUGCCUCGGGGGUUCGGGCACCGCUCCCGUCCUCCUCUGACUCCCCGGACUCCCCCUCCCGCCCGCCCUCGGGAUCGACUAGAUCCCUCCCCCUCCCUGAGGAUUCCGGCUGGAUCCCUGCCCCUGCACCGCGGAUCCUGCGCUGCGGGGGCCCCGAGCCCCUGGGGAUUGCCGUGGACUCUUCCUUCAGCACCCGAUCCCUUAGGAUCCUCCGCCUGGACCGCUUUCUGGUCCCUCGAAGCCAGGCCACGGAGCCAGUGGAUCUCCAGUCCAGUCUUGUCCCGUCGUCCCCUCCUUGCUCUGCCAUCCCCUCUGCGGGGUUCCCUGUUAUUAGGCUCCCCCUGACCCCAUCCCCUAGCUCUCCUUUUCCCAGGGACCGACUGGAUCCCGGCCCCGCCCCCCGGGGCUGGGGCGAUCCCCCUCCCCCGCCGGGUGAGGCUCUGCGGGCGGGGGCUGGGCCUGCGGGGCCGCGGGGGCUCAGAGGCCGCCGCCCCCCUCCCGAAGCCCGUCGGCCCCCCACUCGGAGCCCUGGAUGGAGGCACCACGGCCCCAGGGCUGAGCCAGGUCGGGCCUACCUUCACCUUCUCCCACCUCCUUCCCCUUCCCCUUCCCCACCCCUUGCCCCCUCCAUGGAGAGGAACAGACCCCUUCUCUGUCCCGUCUAACCCAGGUCCCUCCCCGCGCCCCUCCUCCCUCCUUUCCCCUGCCCCCUCCUGCCCCCUGGGGCGAGGGGGCCUCCCUCCCUCUCCCCCCCUUCUCUCUCUCUCCGAGGGGGGGGUCCCGGGGAGGGAGGGGGGGUCCCCGAUCAGCAUGUGGCUCCUGGCGCUGUGUCUGGUGGGGCUGGCGGGGGCUCAACGGGGGGGAGGGGGUCCUGGCGGUGGCCCUGGCGGCCCGGGCCUGGGCCUCAGCAGCCUCGGGAAGGAGCGCUUCCCAGUGGUGAACACGGCCUACGGGCAAGUGCGCGGUGUGCGGCGCGAGCUCAACAACGAGAUCCUGGGCCCAGUCGUGCAGUUCUUGGGCGUGCCCUACGCCACGCCGCCCCUGGGCGCCCGCCGCUUCCAGCCGCCUGAGGCACCCGCCUCCUGGCCCGGCGUGCGCAACGCCACCACCCUGCCGCCCGCCUGCCCGCAGAACUUGCACGGGGCGCUGCCGGCCAUCAUGCUGCCUGUGUGGUUCACCGACAACUUGGAGGCGGCUGCCACCUACGUGCAGAACCAGAGCGAGGACUGCCUGUACCUCAACCUCUACGUGCCCACCGAGGACGGUCCGCUCACAAAAAAACGUGACGAGGCGACGCUCAAUCCGCCAGACACAGAUAUCCGAGACUCUGGGAAGAAGCCUGUGAUGCUGUUUCUCCAUGGCGGCUCCUACAUGGAAGGCACAGGGAACAUGUUUGAUGGCUCAGUCCUGGCUGCCUAUGGCAACGUCAUCGUAGCCACACUCAACUACCGUCUUGGGGUGCUCGGUUUCCUCAGCACUGGGGAUCAGGCUGCAAAAGGCAACUAUGGGCUCCUGGACCAGAUCCAGGCCCUGCGCUGGCUCAGUGAAAACAUUGCCCACUUUGGGGGUGACCCCGAGCGCAUCACCAUCUUCGGGUCUGGGGCAGGAGCCUCCUGUGUCAACCUGCUGAUCCUCUCCCACCAUUCAGAAGGACUCUUCCAGAAGGCCAUCGCCCAGAGUGGCACUGCCAUUUCCAGCUGGUCUGUCAACUACCAGCCGCUCAAGUACACGCGGCUGCUGGCAGCCAAGGUGGGCUGUGACCGAGAGGACAGUGCCGAAGCUGUGGAGUGUCUGCGCCGGAAGCCUUCCAGGGAGCUGGUGGACCAGGACGUCCAGCCUGCCCGCUAUCACAUUGCCUUUGGGCCUGUGGUGGAUGGUGAUGUAGUCCCCGAUGACCCUGAGAUCCUCAUGCAGCAAGGAGAAUUCCUCAACUACGACAUGCUCAUUGGAGUCAAUCAGGGAGAGGGCCUCAAGUUUGUGGAGGACUCUGCAGAAAGUGAGGAUGGUGUGUCCGCCAGCGCCUUUGAUUUCACCGUGUCCAACUUCGUGGACAACUUGUAUGGCUACCCGGAGGGCAAGGAUGUGCUGCGGGAGACCAUCAAGUUCAUGUACACAGACUGGGCUGACCGGGACAAUGGUGAGAUGCGGAGGAAGACCCUUCUGGCGCUCUUUACUGACCACCAGUGGGUGGCCCCAGCUGUGGCCACUGCCAAGCUGCACGCUGACUACCAGUCCCCUGUCUACUUUUACACCUUCUACCACCACUGCCAGGCCGAGGGCCGGCCAGAGUGGGCAGAUGCAGCACAUGGGGAUGAGCUGCCCUAUGUCUUUGGUGUGCCCAUGGUGGGUGCCACUGACCUCUUCCCCUGCAACUUCUCUAAGAAUGACGUCAUGCUCAGCGCAGUGGUCAUGACCUACUGGACCAACUUCGCCAAGACUGGUGACCCCAACCAGCCGGUGCCCCAGGACACCAAGUUCAUCCACACCAAGCCUAAUCGCUUUGAAGAGGUGGUGUGGAGCAAGUUCAACAGCAAGGAGAAGCAGUACCUGCACAUUGGCUUGAAGCCACGUGUGCGUGACAACUACCGUGCCAACAAGGUUGCUUUCUGGCUGGAGCUUGUGCCCCACCUGCACAAUCUGCACACCGAGCUCUUCACCACUACCACACGGCUGCCUCCCUAUGCCACACGCUGGCCACCUCGCCCACCCCCUGGUGCCCCUGGCACUCGUCGACCCCUACCACCCGCCACCCUGCCACCGGAGCCCGAGCCCGAGCCAGGGCCGAGGGCCUACGACCGCUUCCCUGGAGACUCACGAGACUACUCCACGGAGCUAAGUGUCACCGUGGCCGUGGGUGCCUCCCUCCUUUUCCUCAACAUCCUGGCCUUUGCUGCCCUCUACUACAAGCGGGACCGGCGGCAGGAGCUGCGGUGCAGGCGGCUUAGCCCACCUGGAGGCUCAGGCUCUGGUGUCCCCGGUGGGGGUCCUCUGCUUCCUGCCACAGGCCGUGAGCUGCCACCAGAGGAGGAGCUGGUGUCACUGCAGCUGAAGCGGGGUGGUGGCGUUGGGGCGGACCCUGCUGAGGCCCUGCGCCCCGCCUGCCCGCCCGACUACACCCUGGCCCUGCGCCGGGCACCGGACGAUGUGCCUCUCUUAGCCCCAGGGGCCCUGACCCUGCUGCCCAGUGGCCUGGGGCCACCUCCUCCCCCACCACCCCCGUCCCUCCAUCCCUUCGGGCCCUUCCCACCACCUCCUCCCACUGCUCCCAGCCACAACAACACGCUACCCCAUCCUCACUCCACCACUCGGGUAUAGGGGGCGGCUUGGGGAGGCCCUCCUCCCAGCCUUCCCCGCCCCGGCCACUCCAAAGGAAGGGAGGAGGACUUGGCAACAGGCUUUUCUCCUGUGGAGUUGUCACAUGUCAUCGAGCAGCAUUAAGGUGGACAUGGGAUUCCUCACUGGGAUGUGUGUUUUUCCCAUGCGAAGAGGCCCAUUCUUUUCUCUGGACCUGGGCCUUUGAACAACUACGGGGGUGUUUUCUGCCCUCCUUUGGGACACCAGUCUUCGGUGUGUGGAAAUGUGGAAGUCUUUUCCCACGUGGAGGCGUGCUUUCCUCAUGAGGGGGUGUUUUCCCAUGUGCAGGGUGAGGUUUUUUUUGCCGCCCUGGACACAUGUUGGCCCCCUCAAAUAAUUUCUGCGGGGAUUUGUACCCCAGAACCCUGUUCCCUCAUGCCUUCUCCCACCUCCUCCCCACUCUCAUCCCCUGGAGACCCUGGAAGCGAUGUGUUCACAUACAGUGACCCUUGGCCACCAGACAACCCAGGGCGGUCCCUGGGGAACAGCAAGGAAAUCACAGGCCCCCCCACCCUGCUCCCCCCUCCGCCCCAGCGAAGCAUGUUUCUCCCCCAUGGCACAAGUCAGAUGAAGCACGUUCUCCCAGGGAGGCUCUCACCUUCCGCAGACGACAGACACAGAUUUCCUGCCAGGGGGAUGGGAGGAGAUCCGUGCAUCCUGGUGCUGCCUGGAAACUUAUUUUCCCAUGGUCCAGGACACAUUUCUCUGAGUGGAAACAUGUUCUUGCAUGUGGAUGUGUGUUUUCCCAGGCAGAGGGCCCCUCUGUCCCCAGCACUUCCCUGCAUCCCCCAGCCUCAGGCCCAGCACCUAAUUCCUCCUCACACAGUAGGUGGGAACAGAUUUCAAAUUAACAGGAGCUGAGGGGAUGUGCAGACCUGGGUGAGGUUUUUAUUUGCCUCCCUGGACACAUGUUGGCCCCGUCAAAUAGUUUCUGCGGGGAGAAAUUUCUGUGGGAAAAAAACAGAGGGAGGCCUGGGAUCCUCCCUCUUCCAGAGAUGCUGAGUCCAGGGGGAUGGAGGGGUGCGGCAAAUGCCACCCACAGAGCCAUGCAUGUUUGACCAAAGCCCUCAUGGGGCUUGAGGACAGCUUUUCCCUCAGUCCUCAGAUCAUUGCUCAUCCGUGCCAAACUGGGUAGGUGGGUGUGAAUGGGGUGAGGACACUCAGAAUGUGCCAAGGAUCACCCAGUCCUAGGCGAGGACAGGGUAGACGGUGGGGGCAAGUCAGAUACCGGGCAGGGGGAUAUGGCAGCUAAGGGGCCCCCAUCUGUGUCUCUCGUCCUCAUGUCCUCCUUCCCUCGCUGCCUCACUUCCCUAUUCUUUGCCGUCUCUGUCUCCCUCUUCGAAACUGCCCCCAUCUCAGGGUCAGACCAACCUUCUCCCCUCCCCUUCUUGACCCGUCCCCUUUCCCUGGCUGCCAGAGCUAAAGGAAAGGAUCAGUGGAAGGAGCGGGGGAGGGAACAGAAAGGUUUCACGGGCAGGUUGGGGAAAGAAUGAGGUCGGCUGUGUUGAGGAGCAGAUGGAGGAGGCUGUGGGCAACUGGGCUUCGGCAGACACCAGCAGGAAGAAUUUGAAAAGAAAUGCGAGGCCACUGCCCAGAGGUCCUUGGGUUUGGGCCUCUGGAGAAAACGAUGUAAGGAAGGGUUUUAAGGGGCACCGGCGGAGGAGGAGCAGAUCCUCGUCAGCUGUGUAGCUUUCUGUGGGAUGCUAGUGCCAAACCAGGGGGUGGGUGCUGUCUUCCACGGACGCCCAGAUCCAGAAACCCCAGUCUGAAGGAAGCCCCAGAACUUUGCCUCUUGACUGUCCCUUCUUCUCCCACCUCCACUCCUGGAAACGUAGUUCUUAUCUGGCCUUUUCCCCUGCUUGGUCUAGCUCCUCUUGGAACGGCCAUGCCCUCCAAAUGCUAGUGACCUGGGCCCUGAGCCCUGUAGGCAGAUGCCCUCAGAAUAGGGGCACGGGAGGGGCUGGGGGACCCCAUGAUUCAGCCACGGACUCCAAUGCCCAGCCCCUCUUUCCGGAACAAUCCCAUGUCCCCACCCCAACCCUUUGCGGCUCUGUACACAUUUUUAAACCUGGCAAAAGAUGAAGAGAAUAUUGUAAAUAUAAAAGUUUAACUGUU